This is a messenger RNA of Mercurialis annua (annual mercury), 628 nucleotides long. RefSeq lists its product as uncharacterized. The record is from RefSeq and is a predicted model, not a curated record. Gene Ontology annotation, molecular function: electron transfer activity. NCBI's taxonomy places the organism in Eukaryota, Viridiplantae, Streptophyta, Magnoliopsida, Malpighiales, Euphorbiaceae. The transcript is spliced from 2 exons. Bases 52 to 531 code for a protein of 159 amino acids.
CAAUCUUUCCUAUAAGGUCAAUUUUAACUACUUUAUAUUUUUUCUUUAAAUAUGGGUCCAAAUUACGUCCAAAUAUUCAUGCUAGUUGUGCUUUGUGCUUCCACGUUGAGAGUUAGUACAGCCAAUCGACAUGGCUACCACCGCCGGCGCACAGAUACUCCUGAGACGGUAGUCGUCGGAGGCUCCUCCGCUAAUUGGACUUUCGGCUUUGACUACACCUAUUGGGCUUUCAAGCACGGUCCUUUCUACGUAAAUGAUACUCUUGUGUUCAAGUAUGAUUUACCAAAAGAUAACACCACACAUCCUCAUAGCGUAUAUUUGCUACCGAAUCAAGAGAGUUUCGACACUUGCAACCUCACUAACGCCGUAAAGGUUGCGGACGGGGCGCAAGGAGGCGGUAAGGGGUUCGAGUUUGUGCUAAAAGAAUUUAAGCCUCACUUGUUUGCUUGCGGGGGAGGUGAAGGCAUUCAUUGCAAUCUUGGCAAGAUGAAGUUCAAUGUGCUGCCACUUCCAAGUCGUAUUUGGUACUGAUUCAAAUGUUAUUUUAUGCAUGUUCCAGGGAAGAGGCAGUGCUGCCCUAAUUUAUUAUGAUCUCACACACAAAAAUUCAAUUCAAUUUUUUGCUAAU